AUGUCAUCUAUUACAGACGUAGUAGCUGUAACUCAGCUUAUUCUCUCUCGUUAUAUACUUCCCAUAUGUUUGAUACUAGGUAUAUUUGGUAAUAUAUGUAAUAUUUGUAUAUUUAUACAAAAAAAACUUCGAUCGAAACCAUGCGCUAUUUAUUUUAUUGCUGCAUCUUUUAUUAAUUUAUUAAUUAUUAUCUUUGGAAUUAUUCCAACUAUAGUUGCAUCAUAUAUAAUUGAUCCUAUACUUUAUUUAUCAUGGGCAUGUAAACUAAAAUUAUAUGGAUUACAUUCACUUUUAAUGAUGUCUCGUUCAUAUAUUGUUUUAGCUUGUAUUGAUCAAUAUAUUUUUUGUUCAUCAGAUAUUCAUGUACGAUUAUUUAGUCGUCGUCAAAUAGCAUUAAAACUAAUUUGUAUAGUACCCGUUAUAUGGAUUCUUAUACCGCUUCAUAUAUUAAUUUUUGUUGAUGUACAUAUACCUUAUGUUCGAUGUGGCCCAUCGAAUGCGUAUGGUCUUAUCUAUAGUAUAUAUUCAUUUGUUUUUACUUCGUUACCACUUAUUCUGAUGGUUCUAUUUUCAUUAUUAACAUUUUAUAAUAUACGACGAAUAAGUCGACGAAUUUUACCAAUUUUUAAUAACCGACGAUCUGUUGACGGUAUACGAUUUCGAAGGUAUGAUUAUCAAAUAAUGCGUAUGCUUAUUUGCCAAGUAAUUGUUUAUUUUAUUUCUACUAUUCUUCAUCCAACAAAUACAUUAUAUAGAUCAUUAACGAUCAUUUCAAAAGAUAGUCCAGUAAAAAGUUCAUCCCGUCAAGCUAUUGAAGACUUUAUUACUUAUCUUACAUGGAGCUUUUUAAUCUAUCUUAAUUCAUGUUCAGCAUUCUAUAUUAAUUUUUGUGUAUCUCAAGUAUUUCGAUCACGUUUUUAUCGUUUGAUAAAUUAUCUAUUGAGUUGGUUACGAUAUGAUCAAGAAGGACAAAGGCUAUUUGUUCAAAAUAAUAGACGUAUAUCCGUAGAAAUGAGAUCAUUACAAAGACAACAAUAUUGA
This is a messenger RNA of Adineta steineri, 1041 nucleotides long. The record is from the annotation of a GenBank genome assembly. NCBI's taxonomy places the organism in Eukaryota, Metazoa, Rotifera, Eurotatoria, Adinetida, Adinetidae.